AUGAUGAAGCCUGAACACGACGCUACCUUCUCACGCAUGAACAAAAUCGAUGGCUGGGGAUCUUUCGAGGCCGAGGGAAAAAUAUUCAUAAUGAUGAAGCCUCAACACGACGCUUCCCCCUCAACCGCCCCCAAAAUCGAUGACUGGGGAUCUUUGGAGGCCGAGGGAAAAAUAUUAAUAAUGAUGAAGCCUGAACACGACGCUACCUUCUUACGCAUGAACAAAGUCGAUGGCUGGGGAUCUUUGGAGGCCGAGGGAAAAAUAUUCAUAACGAUAAAGCCUCAACACGACGCUACCUUCUCACGCAUGAACAAAAUCGAUGGCUGGGGAUCUUUGGAGGCCGAGGGAAAAAUAUUAAUAAUGAUGAAGCCUCAACACGACGCUUCCCCCUCAAUCGCCCCCAAAAUCGAUGACUGA
Necator americanus (New World hookworm) is the source of this 417-nucleotide messenger RNA. RefSeq lists its product as uncharacterized. Lineage: Eukaryota; Metazoa; Nematoda; Chromadorea; Rhabditida; Ancylostomatidae. The transcript has a single exon. The record is from RefSeq and is a predicted model, not a curated record. The coding region runs from base 1 to 417 and encodes 138 amino acids.